AUAUCUUACCCCACUCCCUUUCCGUGUUUGAGUUCUUGUCUUUUUCUUGUCUCCCUGACUUACUGUAUACGCCCCUUCAACCUGUGUAAUUAUGGUCGCCACUCCAGAUUCCGCAGACUUGAAGUCCUCAGUAAUCAUAGACUCUCCAGGCACUGCAUCAGCUUCAAUUCGGGACUUGGAGAAGUCUUCAGGUAUUACGGAAUCUACGAGCGGCCCCCCAUCAAUCCAGGCUGCCAGCGACAAUGUAGACACAGCAGCUUCAUUGCACGCUCGAUCGAGAGUUGAUCUCUCCGUCCUCCCACUUCUAUUUCUUGGUUUAUUCGUCUUCCAGCUUGACCGUAUGAAUCUCGCCAGCGCUCUCACAGCCGGCCUCAAAGCCGACAUUAAAAUCACCCAAGCCGACGUCAAUCUCGGGAACCAGAUGAUGUUUCUUGGUAUUGUAGUCCUUGAAAUUCCCUCGAACAUGCUGCUCCAACGGAUCGGGCCUCGAAUAUACAUCAGUAUCCAAGUUGUUAUCUUUGGUUUGAUAGCGACUCUACAGAUAUUUGUACGCGACAGAACUGGGUUUCUUAUCAUAAGGAGCUUCCUGGGGUUGGCCGAAGCUGGAUACAUACCAGGUGCCAUAUACACCCUCUCUACCUGGUACCGACAUAAAGAAUUGGCCACGCGAGUAGCAAUAUUUUUCUUCGGCAUGUUCGGAGGGAAUGCAUUGAGCCCCCUACUCGCGUCUGGUAUUUUGAAGCUCGGAGGUACACAUGGACGGCCGGGUUGGCAGUGGAUUUUUCUCCUUGAGGGUAUCUUCACUAUUACCGUUGGCCUCCUCAUGGGAUUACUUCUCCCUGGUUCACCCGAACGUCCCCGUCCUCUCUUUUUCGAGGGCCUUGUGCGCAUCUCAGAGUCCGAUGGCGCGCUCCUUCAAGAACGAAUCGCAGCCGAUCUUCCAAACAAGUCUUACGAGCCCCAGCAUAUACGUAUCACACCAGCUAAAGUCUGGAAAACAUUAUCACACUGGCGCCGCUGGCCGCAUCUUGUGUCUACGAGUCUUGUAUUCUCGACAUGGAGCUCGCUAACAACUUACACUCCAACAAUUAUCAUGUCACUGGGUUUUGACCGCACCAGCGCCAACGCACUUGCUUGCAUUGGGCCCGUCAUCGCCCUUGGAAUUGUUUUUCUCUUCGCGCGUCUAAGUGAUUACACGAACCGACGCGGUCUCAUGGUCAUGAUCGCCAUAAGCUGCUAUAUUACCACUUUAGUAGUAGCUCGUGCGACACAGCCACACGUGGGAAAAUGGAGUCGUUGGGGACUAUGGACAGCUGUGAACGCGUUUGCAGUCGGGUAUCACCCAGUGCAGAAUACGUGGUUGCAGCUGAACUGCCACGAUCCAGCGGAGAGGAGUAUCAGUAUUGCGCUCUGGGUGAUGUCUGCCAUCUCAGGCUUGAUGUAUGGAACACAGUACUUUCAGGAAAAGGACCUGCCCCUAUACUCGCGUGGAUUGGAGAUUAUGAUUGGUGUCUCAGUAGCUGGACUUGUGCUAGCUGGUGUUCAGGUAUAA
Pseudogymnoascus verrucosus is the source of this 1552-nucleotide messenger RNA. RefSeq lists its product as uncharacterized. The coding region runs from base 92 to 1552 and encodes 486 amino acids. Gene Ontology annotation, molecular function: transmembrane transporter activity. The transcript has 7 exons. The record is from RefSeq and is a predicted model, not a curated record. Gene Ontology annotation, cellular component: membrane. Gene Ontology annotation, biological process: transmembrane transport. Lineage: Eukaryota; Fungi; Ascomycota; Leotiomycetes; Thelebolales; Thelebolaceae.